Molecule: messenger RNA, 3476 nt
Organism: Melopsittacus undulatus (budgerigar)
Lineage: Eukaryota; Metazoa; Chordata; Aves; Psittaciformes; Psittaculidae
Gene: HCN2
Product: hyperpolarization activated cyclic nucleotide gated potassium and sodium channel 2
Exons: 8
Coding region: 29-2713 (894 amino acids)
Biological process (GO): regulation of membrane depolarization; sodium ion transmembrane transport; potassium ion transmembrane transport
Cellular component (GO): HCN channel complex; dendrite; membrane
Molecular function (GO): voltage-gated potassium channel activity
Source: RefSeq, a predicted model, not a curated record
GGCCGCCGGUGGCCUCGGCAGCGGCAGGAUGCGGACGGGCCGCGGGGAGGCGGCGGCGGCGGCGGCCGAGGAGGAUGCGGCCGAGGGGGCCAAGCGCGGCGGGGGAGCGGCGGGGGGGCGGGCGCGGGGCCGCGGAGGGAAGGGGUCCCCGAACGGCGAAUGCCGGCGGGGGGAAGCGCCGCGGAGCCCCGGCCCGGAGCCGCCCCGGGAGCCCAAGGUCUCGUUCUCCUGCGGCGGCGGCGGCACCGGGUCCCCCGGCGGGGCCAAGGCGGCCGAGGAGGGAGCGGGAGAGGAUGCGGGCGAGGAGGCCCGUGGGAGCCAGGCCAGCUUCAUGCAGCGGCAGUUCGGGGCCAUGCUCCAGCCCGGCGUCAACAAGUUCUCGCUGCGGAUGUUCGGCUCGCAGAAGGCGGUGGAGAGGGAGCAGGAGCGCGUCAAGUCCGCGGGGGCCUGGAUCAUUCACCCCUACAGCGACUUCAGGUUUUACUGGGACUUCACGAUGCUGCUGUUCAUGGUGGGCAACCUGAUCAUCAUCCCCGUGGGCAUCACCUUCUUCAAGGAGGAGACCACGGCGCCCUGGAUCGUGUUCAACGUGGUUUCCGACACCUUCUUCCUGAUGGAUCUGGUGCUGAACUUCCGGACAGGGAUUGUCAUUGAGGACAACACGGAAAUCAUCCUGGACCCUGAGAGGAUCAAGAAGAAGUACCUCAAGACCUGGUUUGUGGUGGACUUUGUCUCCUCCAUCCCCGUGGAUUACGUCUUCCUCAUUGUGGAGAAGGGCAUAGACUCGGAGGUGUACAAGACCGCCCGUGCGCUGCGCAUCGUGCGCUUCACCAAGAUCCUCAGCCUCCUGCGGCUCCUGCGCCUCUCGCGCCUCAUCCGCUACAUCCACCAGUGGGAGGAGAUCUUCCACAUGACGUACGACCUGGCCAGCGCCGUGAUGAGGAUCAUCAACCUCAUCGGCAUGAUGCUGCUGCUGUGCCACUGGGAUGGCUGCCUCCAGUUCCUGGUGCCCAUGCUGCAGGACUUCCCCCAGAACUGCUGGGUCUCCAUCAAUGGGAUGGUGAACGACUCCUGGAGCGAGCUCUACUCCUUCGCCCUCUUCAAGUCCAUGAGCCACAUGCUGUGCAUUGGCUACGGGAAGCAGGCGCCCGAGAGCAUGACGGACAUCUGGCUGACGAUGCUGAGCAUGAUCGUGGGUGCCACGUGCUACGCCAUGUUCAUCGGCCACGCCACCGCCCUCAUCCAGUCCCUGGACUCCUCCCGGCGCCAGUACCAGGAGAAGUACAAGCAGGUGGAGCAGUACAUGUCCUUCCAUAAGCUGCCCGCCGACUUCCGACAGAAGAUCCAUGACUACUACGAGCACCGUUACCAGGGCAAGAUGUUCGAUGAGGACAGCAUCCUGGGGGAGCUCAACGAGCCCCUGCGCGAGGAGAUCGUGAACUUCAACUGCCGCAAGCUGGUGGCCUCGAUGCCGCUGUUUGCCAACGCGGACCCCAACUUCGUCACGGCGAUGCUCACCAAGCUCAAGUUCGAGGUGUUCCAGCCGGGCGACUACAUCAUCCGCGAGGGCACCAUCGGCAAGAAGAUGUACUUCAUCCAGCACGGGGUGGUCAGCAUCCUCACCAAGGGCAACAAGGAGAUGAAGCUCUCCGACGGCUCCUACUUUGGAGAAAUCUGCCUGCUGACGCGGGGCCGGCGCACGGCCAGUGUCCGAGCAGACACCUACUGCCGCCUGUACUCGCUCUCGGUGGACAACUUCAACGAGGUGCUGGAGGAGUACCCCAUGAUGCGAAGGGCCUUCGAGACCGUGGCCAUCGACCGCCUCGACCGCAUCGGGAAGAAGAACUCGAUCCUGCUCCACAAAGUGCAGCACGACCUCAACUCUGGCGUCUUCAACAACCAGGAGAACGAGAUCAUCCAGGAGAUCGUCAAGUACGACCGGGAGAUGGUGCAGCAGGCGGAGCUGCAGCAGCACCCGGCCAUGUACAGCCCGGUCCAGCCGCAGGUCACCUCGGCCAUCGCCACCCUCCAACAAGCCGUGGCCAUGAGCUUCUGCCCGCAGAUGGCCAGCCCGCUGGUGGGCUCCAUGGCGCUGGGCUCGCCCCGCAUGAUGCGCCGCUUGCAGUACGCGCCGGCCGUGCCCAGCCCCUUCGCCGUGUCACCGGUGCUGCUGCAGCAGAGCCCCCCUCCGCAGCCGCAGCCUCCCGUGCCCCACGCCAACCCCUCUCCGGCGCAGGACCCGGCGCCCGCGCCCGCCUCCACCAGCGCCUUCGCCGCGGCCAGCCCCCCGACCCAAAGCCCGCUGGCCGCCCGGACGUUCGCCUACGGCGCGGGGCCGCUGGGCUCGCAGCUGUCGCUGGGCCAGCAGCAGGCUCCGGGCUCUCCGCAGCGCUUGGCCGCACACAAGAGCACGCAGGCGCUGCCCACCAGCAGCCUGAGCCAGGAUUCGAGGCCCCUCUCGGCCUCGCAGCCCUCCCUGCCCCACGGCCCGGGCAGCACCCAGAGCCCCCCGGCUUCGGCGCGCGAGUCCAGCGCCUCCAUCGGCGGGGGCCCUGCUGCCGCCUCCCCGGGCUCCGGUGCCCCCUCGGCUCCGCGGGGCCCGGCUCCAGCGCGGGGGUCCCCGUCGCACCCGGCGCUGGCAGGGCCGCAGGACUCGGCGGCCGCCGCGCCCGACACGGACCCGGCCAAGUCCAGGCUCUCUUCCAACUUGUGACCUCCGAGCCAAGGGGCACCGAGCGCAGCCUCGCCCCGGGCCCGAUGGGAGCACCGAGUGCCGGGGGUGGGCAAUGGGGCCGCUGCGCCCCCCCCACCCCAAACCACUGCAGGGGCCACCGGGCUGAGCCCCACUCCCCGACCAAAGUCUGGCCCCCACGUCCCGCUGCCCCCCAGCCGCCCCAUAGAAGCCACUGCACCAUCCCCGUGCCCAGCUCUGUGUGAGGUAUCUCUGAAUCCAUCCCUGUGUGUGUGCAUCCGCAGGACGCCCCCAGCGCCUGUCCCUGCUCCCCUCCACAGCCCCGACGUGAGGGGUGACGGUCCAGCACUGGAGGUAAGUUGGAGGGGAGGGUGUUGAGCUGGCUGCCCUGAGGCUUGUGAGCACCCCACAAACACGCUACCCCCAAACCCAGCCCCACGGCUCGGCAGGGGGGGAAAACACAGCCCAUCUGCCCCCAUAGACACUGGAGCUUGGGCCCCCAAACCCUGGGGCUGCCCCACAGCCAGACCCAGCUUUGAGGCUGGGGAAGGCACGUGUGUGUACCAGGGUGUGUGUGCAGGUAGGGACACGUGUGUGUAUGUAUGUAUGUGUAUGUAUGUAUGUGUAUGUGUGUGUGCAGGGGGAGCCUUCCAUGCUGAAUGCACACAGUGAGUGAGGGGCCUGGUGCUGGAGCUGCACAGCCGCGGGCCAGGGCCCAGCUCCAGGCGUCCACGUUCCCCUCCAGCCCAUCCUGUGCAAUAAACGUCAGCAGCUGACAGAGCCA